UUUUUUUUUUUUUAACAAUUCUUACUUCGGCUGUAAAUUUACCCAGCCAGACGAAGCGUCUCAGCUCGAAAUCUCAUCGCGACGGCUCGUGAUAUCGCAAGUAGCAUUUUUUUUUUUUAGACUGAAAAAAGCCCUCUGAAAUACAACAUGGAGUCGCCUCCUGAUCCGACGAGCGAGCCGGGUAAGAGCGCCUCCGAGGCGGCGAGCGCGGUCAGGGAGAGCCCGCUGAACCUGGACGCUCUGCGGAAAGCCGAGCACCAAGCGCCGGUGCGCAGACACAGCUGCUCCAGCACCAACAGAGGUAUUUCAGUAACAAAGAAGACGCAUACUUCUCAAAUUGAAAUUAUUCCCUGCAAGAUCUGUGGAGACAAAUCAUCAGGCAUCCAUUACGGUGUGAUAACAUGUGAGGGCUGUAAGGGUUUCUUCAGGAGGAGUCAGCAGAGCAAUGCGGCGUAUUCGUGCCCACGUCAAAAGAACUGCCUGAUCGACCGUACCAGCCGAAACCGCUGCCAGCACUGCAGGCUGCAGAAGUGUCUGGCUGUGGGCAUGUCACGGGACGCUGUGAAGUUCGGGCGCAUGUCAAAGAAGCAGCGGGACAGCCUGUAUGCUGAGGUGCAGAAGCACCGUCUCCAGCAGCAGCAGAGGGAGCAGCAGCAGCAGCCGGGUGAGGCCGAGCCACUCACGCCCACCUACGGGCUUUCAGCAAACGGCCUCACCGAGCUGCACGACGAGCUGAGCGGCUACAUGGACGGCCACACGGCCGACGGCACCAAGCCUGAUUCAGGUGUCAGCAGCUUCUACCUGGACAUCCAGCCCUCGCCCGACCAGUCUGGCCUGGACAUCAACGGCAUCAAGCCCGAGCCCAUCUGUGACUUCACGCCAACCUCAGGCUUCUUCCCAUACUGCUCCUUCAGCAACGGCGAGACCUCCCCCACCGUCUCCAUGGCCGAGCUAGAGCAUCUGGCCCAGAAUAUCUCCAAGUCCCACAUGGAGACAUGUCAAUAUCUGAGAGAGGAGCUGCAGCAGAUGACCUGGCAGGCCUUCCUGCAGGAGGAGAUGGAGAGCUACCAGAACAAGCCCAGAGAAGUCAUGUGGCAGUUGUGUGCCAUUAAAAUCACAGAGGCCAUCCAGUAUGUGGUGGAGUUCGCCAAGCGUAUCGACGGCUUCAUGGAGCUCUGUCAGAAUGAUCAGAUUGUGCUGCUCAAAGCAGGCUCUUUGGAGGUGGUGUUUGUCAGAAUGUGUCGUGCCUUUGACCCUCAAAACAACACAGUCUAUUUCGAUGGAAAGUAUGCUGGCCCUGAUGUAUUUAAGUCAUUAGGUUGUGACGACUUGAUCAGCUCCAUCUUUGAGUUUGGGAAAAACUUGUGUUCUAUGCACCUGUCUGAGGACGAGCUAGCCCUGUUCUCAGCGUUUGUGUUGAUGUCUGCAGACCGCUCCUGGCUCCAGGAGAAAGUGAAGGUCGAGAAGCUACAGCAGAAGAUCCAGCUGGCCCUUCAGCAUGUCCUGCAGAAGAAUCACAGAGAGGAUGGCAUACUAACAAAGUUAAUAUGCAAAGUGUCGACCCUGCGAGCGCUGUGCAGCAGGCAUACAGAGAAGCUGACCGCUUUUAAAGCAAUAUACCCGGACAUUGUGCGUACCCACUUCCCGCCCUUAUACAAGGAGCUGUUUGGAUCAGACUUUGAGCAGUCCAUGCCCGUGGACGGGUAGCGGCCUCCUCGUCCGCCCCGCUAUGAGGGGCCUCAAACACCGUGGGGAAUGUCGAGCAUGAAUCUGAGACACUUUACCAGUGCCCUGCACAUACACACACAUACACAAACACAAACACAAAACAGGACAGCUAACCUGCUGCACACACUUUCCUUUUUUUUUUUUUUUUUUUUUUUUUUGUUGUUGUUGUUGUUGUUGUUGUUGUUUUCCUUCGGGAGGGGGGUACAGCAAGAUAACUUUUAUUUGAAGGGUUGAUUUUGUGAGGUUUAUCCCCUCCUUUUUUGACACAAGUGGGAUUGGGAGGGCCCAGGGGAAAGGAUGAGGAAAUGAAGAUGCUUGCUUUCUCUCUCUCUCUCUCUCUCUCUCUCUCUCUCUCUGUCUCUCGCGUGCUCGCUCUCUCUCGCUCUCUUUCUGGCUAAACCUGAAGCACUCAGGCAUACGACUCCAACGUGGUCCCAUGAUGAUUUCUAAUUGAUCACCGGAAAUGGUGUUUCCUACAAGACAUCCUAUCAAACCUUUAAAUUCUUCAAAGAAAGCAAACAUUAAUUAGGAUUGUUCUGGAAAAUAUGUAGUUUGGUCCAAUUUUGAUAAUAUGAAAUCAGAGUCAUUACUUAUUACACCCUCCAAGUUUAAAUAUUACCAUUCCCAAACUAAAAACAACAUGCAUGGAUGGAUUGUGACCAAUGCAGUAUGCAUGUGCUAGGUUUAGUCACCUCUCUACUCUUUCUGUCUUUUGCUGGGAAGCUGCUGCUCAGAAUGUAAACCAGCAGUAAAAGAGGUCAAAAGAGGAGAGCCAGAUGAGGAGAGAGAGAGAGUGAGAGAGAGGGAGAGGGUAAAAGGGAGAGAGCAGGAGAAAAAGAGAAAGCACGGGGCAUGUGGAACGGAGCCGUCUGCAUGGGGUGACACGAAACUGACGCCUUUCUAAGGACAAUCGUUAAAAAAAAAAGAGAAGAAAGAAGAAAAAAUAAGUAGAAUUCUGGUAAUUCUAGUUUUAAAAAAAAAAAGCAAUUACUUUUAGCUGUCGAGCACUUCAUCCACCGUGGUUGCUUAGUGAGAUCAUGUAAGGCCAUCUGCUAUUAACUUGUUUUCCUGGACAGAUGCUGGCAGUUUAACUGAGCACACCGCCACAGCGCAAGGGUCCAUUCCACCUGUUUUCUAAUGUGCUACAGGGUAUACGGUCAUAAGUACUUACUAUACAGAAAAGAAAAGUAAUGUUUAUAGAAUCUAUUUUAAAUAACAUGUAUGAUAUUAGUAGCUAGACUAUUCUUAAUUGUCAAAAUUGAUAAGGCACUUUUAUUUGCACCUUUCUUUAAUUUAAGACUUGUAUAUUUACCUAGUGAUGUGUUGCAUGUGCAAACAGAAAUACAAGCGAAAAACCACCGACUCACAGAGGCUACAUGUUGGAAGCUCCUACAGGUGUGUGUGUGUGUGUGUGUGUGUGUGUGUGUGUGUGUGUGUGUGUGUGUGUGUGUGUGUGAGAAAGUGAGGGAGAGCGUGUAAGGAUAAGAUCGAUUCUGGGUAAAGGCUGACCGAGAGGUGUAUAGAGUUGCAUCGGCAGGUCUUCUGCUCAGAUCUGCUUUACCGCUUUACAGAAUGAGAAGUGGGGGCAAGGCUGAACCCAUCCUAGAUCACCAUGUUCUACGACACUGCCAAUCCACGUCUAAAACCGCUGUAACAGUAUGACCUGUUAACAAGCUUGAUUUUCUCUUAGGCGUAAUGCCCAUUUUCAGCACAAAUAUAAAGCUUAAUAGUUAAAGCAUUUCCAUUAAACUGUGUGGAACGCAGGCAGUGGGGUUUAGAUUAAUAAACCUUCAUCAUACAGUGCACGUUAGUCAAGGGUUCCAUCUAGUGGUGAAGAUCCCACAGCAUCUCUCGGUAUCGUCCUCUACGUCUUGAACAUUGGUUUAUUAACGAUACAGCGUGCAGACUUCCCUGGUUAAUUCUGCCCCAUCUGCUUUUGUAGAACAGAGUUUUAGAUGUGAGUUUGAGUGAGGCUUUCGUACAAAACAGCCUUUCUGGAACAGCCUUUGCCCAGCUGUACUGGUAGUAAGGAGACAGUUAAAGAAUCAGAAAAAUAUUCAAAGCCUUGUCUGGUAGUAAAACGUCUAUUUUUCUAAUAUGUACAGUGCAUAAGCUGAAGAAAAAAGGAGAGGGAGUGAAAGAAAGUGAGAUUAUAAAGCACUUAUUCCUGCAAUAAUUCGAUUUUUGUGUCUUUACGUUUGGUCAAUAGUAGUGUUAGUGCAUUUUUUAUUUUUUUUUCUUCUUACCCCUGACUGCAUAAUCAUUGUCUAAUUGUUGAGCGUAAGCCCUUCAAGCAUGCCAUCACAGUUUCUCCUGACGUUGAGUCCACAGAACAUUCCAGUUAAAUUAUAAUGUGACUAUUAUAAAAUGCACACGAUGCAGAAACACCACAGUGAUAUUCCAUGAACAAACAUUUCUGCUAGUAAUUCUGCACUCACUUAUAUGCCCCCCCCCCCCCCCCCCCCCCCCCAUAAUGCUCCUUGAACAAUAUACUAUGUAUUUUCCUCAGGGAAGAGUUGUACUUCUAACUCUGUUCGACUCAGUUAACGUUCAUUUUUAUCAGAUGAUGAUUGGUCCUGCCCUCCAUUACUUCCUGUACCUACAUUCUCAGUAUAUACCAUAGUUAUGUGACCAGUGUCAGCAUGGCAGUACAACACACUAAAAUUAGACCUGAUAUUUAUUACCAUAGAGAAUGUGUUUCAACAAUCAUGUAACUUUGACUUGGUGCAUCUGCAAUGUAUUUGAUUGUUGCUGGCCAGAGAUGUUAAAAUUACACAGAAACAUUCAUCAAAUCUGUGAAUGACAAUCCAGCAGAACAUUUGAAAUUGGCAGUGCGUGGACGUAAAUACCAAAUGCUCAGGGAGAACAUUUUACUAAAAGUACUGGGGGCAGACCAUUUCUGUAACGUAGCAUCAUAACAUUUCCAACAUGUCGUUGGUGUUUGGUUUGGGUUUAAAAAAACAAAAAUUUUAAGAAGUACUUCUCUGGUCAGUGUGUAAGAGUCAUCAUUUUCACAUUAUAUAUUCAUGUGAAAUCCAACAUCUCGUCACAUCUCAGAAAUGUCUAAAACAACAGUUCAAAAACGGUUCAGUGCACUCGCAAUCUGCUACCAACAGGGUCCAACAUCAUAGAAAAACAAGCAAUGAGCUAUAACGUCACCCCUUUUAGUGUAACCUUCACACAUAUUGUAUGAAUCUAUGUGCCAAAUACCUCUUGUACAAUUAGCUCCACUAGCAGACUCUGCCCAUGAGCCAGGAGUGCGUAGUGUGUUACUAAUACGGGUUUUGACAGGGUAGCCACUGCUGUGGAGUUCCCUCUGAACAAGCUUUGAUACGCAGAAGACUGUUGUAAUUCUGUUCUUUUCAGUCUACUUGAUCCAUAUCGUGGUGUCCUAGUUAAUGCGAAUUACAACGAUACCCGUUUGCACCGUAAAAACAACUGUACUGAUGUUUUUGGGUUUUUUUUUGUCAGUGUAGUUUGUUUUAGGUAUUAAAAGCAAUACAGGCUAUAAAGUAGAAACUUUGGACAGUUUAUUUUUUCAAUCAAAAGUACUGAACCAUCUCUGGAUUUGUGGUAGUGACAUGUCGAUGUACAGAUAAAUACUCUCACUUGUGAAAGAUCCACUUGCGCAUCAAAAGUUCCCAUAUGGUGUGUUGUAUUUUGUGUGUGAAACAGUGUCUUGAGAUCUUUCUACCCUCUUUGUUAAUUUCGUAAGAAGCAAUAUAUGUGUGUGUGUGUGUGUGUGUGUGUGUGUGUGUGUGUGUGUGUGUGUGAGAGAGAAAGAGAGAGAGAGAGAGAGAAACCCCAGACAAGGCUUUAAUAAAGUACAUAAGGAGCAGCAGGGUCAGCUGGUGAAGUAAAUGGUAUAUGGAUAUCUUAGUUUUCCCAGGUUUCACACACUUUUAGUAGCAAUUUUGAACUCAUCCAUCAGGCUGGACAAGCAUGACACAGUGCACGCCACUAUCUUAUUCAAAUCCUUCACACCUACAUUAUGCAAAUCUGCCACUGACAGGCCUAUGCAGUCACAAAUACCGCAGGACGAGUUUACACUGUACCAUCGUAAUAACUCCGUCAUUCAUUCUUAGUGAGGGCACUUAGACUGCCAGAAGCCAUUUUAAUAAUAUUCUUAAUAACAUGUUCUAAUACGUGGAAUUAAUGUGUGAUGUCAUGCUUGUGACGCCAUUUUGAUUUGAAGGUGAAAGUGUUAUUUAGAGGUAUCGAUUAUCAAUCAUUUUCAUUGCAUUUUUUUAAUGUGACCUUUUAUCCUGAAAGCACAGCUAAUAAAGUGAGAUAUGUUUUAGAAUAUAGAGCAAAAGACAAAAAAAAGACAAACAAACAAAAAAAAUCUUUAGCCAUAAUCGAAUGUCAAGCAAUAAUAUAUGGUAUAUUAUUAUUAUUAUUAUUAUUAUUAUUAUUCAUCUUUGUGCAUAGGCUUUGGACACCUGCAUGUAAAUACACCUCUUAUUUAUCAUGUUUUGUUUCUUUCUUUCUUUUUUUUCUCAAUCUCUCUCUCUCCCUGAUUAUUUUGUUUUGUUUUGUUUUGUUUUGUUUGUAUAUUUGACUAGUUCUGUUCCCAGGUGGAGAACUAAGAACUUCAUAUGGCCUGUAAACUGUACAGCUUGAUUUCCCUCUCUUUCUCUCUCCCCCUCAGCUUUCCGCUUUUAAUUCACUAUAUUUAAUGUUAUUAUUGAUCACAUGUAUAAAAGUAACUUUGUAACAUCUGUCUGUAUAGGUAAAAAAAAAAAAAAAAAACGAAAAAGAAAAUACUGCUAUUAAGACCUACUCAGUGCAAAUAUUUAUCUGUUUAUUGGAUACAUCAUGCUGUACAGUAUCUCUGUUUUUAGUAUACUUCUCUCUUUUAGAGUUAGUUUGAUAGCGAUAGGGCGUGCUGACAUAAAAUUUUGUGUUAAACUGACGUGUGGUGCUAGGUAACUUACUUUCGUGAACAAAAAAAAAAAAAAACCAAACAAACUCUUGACUCAUAGACAAGGCCACUCGAUUAGUUCAUUCAUUUCACUAAGUAUUGAUGCAUUCUUGAUAUUAGGACUCGAUAAGGAUAAGGAUAAAGAAUAAUGAUAGUGGUAAAUUUACUUGAAAUCCCCAGCAAGUACCUGUAUCAGUGUGCUAGUCUCGGGAUUGCACUCUUGUUUCCUUCUCACUUUAAGACUAUAAGUAAAAGCGGUAUCAUCUAAUUAAGAUGCUAUUAUUAAACGUCGCGUUUCUGAUUCGUCACGAUUUUAAAAGAAAAUGUUUAAGCUAAAGAAAAGCAGUAUUGUGUUGAUCCUUUUGAUUGUGAGAACCACUGGCUAGACUUGUAGCUGUUCAAUUUCGCAAAUGCAAUGCCUACUGGUACUUUUCUCAGAAAUCCUACGCUGGAAAAAGUCUUUUCGAUAAACGAUACACAGACACGAGAGAGCACAUACUGGAUGAUAGAAUUAUUGGCAGCCUCAUUUUGGUUCUCUUUGUUUUUUGACUUAGCCUAGACAACAGCUUCAUUCAGCAUAUUUAUUUUUCUGCACUAAUGUGUACGACAGCACUGUCAAUAAUUACCAACUUAGUGCACGCGCACACACACACACACACACACACACACACACACACAUAUAUAUACACACUGUGGGUUAAGUGUUAAACAUGUAAGAGGUUGAAAUUGUCAGUUGUAGGUUCAUAUUUGCUCGAGUAUUUCAUUUUCAAUUUCUGUAGCAAGUAUGACGGCGAUCCUUGCAAUAAUACACAACAAACACCACUGAGUGCCUCUCAGUGGUCCAGGAUGCAGAAAUGACGUAGUUUUCACUGUUCACUGUAGUCAAAUGGUCAUGUAUUUGCACAUGUAGGUGAAUUCUAUCCAAAUUCUUAAUGUCUUGUUUUUUUUUUUCUGUAACUGUCCUGUACUUUUGUUUUAUGACCAUGUGAACGUUUUCCACCGCUUGUAGUUUUCUGUGUGUUUCAUUUCGCAAACUUGCAGUGCACGGUCAAUGUUGCUUUUCUCCUUUACUUUUCUGCUGACAUUAAUAUAACCUUGUGGAAUAAUGGUAAAACAUGCAUUCUGAAUGUUUUAUUUUUAAGACCCUGGUUUGCGCAUUUGUAAAGGACAAUAGACAAUCCACUCUGCGUUCCCCCUAUUUACAAAACUUCCCAUUUCUGUUCGUUCUCGCAGACAAAUGACUAAUGCAUUGUAUUUUAAGUAUUCACAUGUGUAUGGAAGAUAUGCAUAAUGCACAUUUGGAUUUCUUUCCUGUCGUGUGUUAAAUGUGAGCUCGCAGGGGGAAUGGGUUUUACUCCACACACAGGCAGCAUAUACACGGGGAGGGAAAAAUGCCAAGACAAGUUUGUGGUUGUCACAAAUUUUUACAUCACACGUUUGCUACUGAUCUAACCGUGGGGAGAGAUGAUCAUGUACCUUUUUAUCCAGCUCUUUUGAACUCUAUUUAGGAGGUAGUAUCUUCACAAUAAUAGUUUUGCUCCUUCUCUUCGUCUGAUUCUUAAAUAUGAAAAUUAAGUAUUUUGAUUCAUUUUGUAAAUACAGCUGUAAAGAAAAAUAAGAAAUUUAAUGUUGUCUUUUAAAUACUUUUCAUUCUAAUAUGAAUGUUGUUAUAUUGUACUUAGAAACUGUACCUUUAAUAUUACCUUUAUUAAAGUGCAUUGGACACAUCGAUUUUAGAUGUGCUUUAUGUGCUGUUAUCCCAUAAUAAAAUUUACCGCUUGUAA
This is a messenger RNA of Ictalurus punctatus (channel catfish), 8436 nucleotides long. It is a transcript of the gene roraa, whose product is annotated as RAR-related orphan receptor A, paralog a. Gene Ontology annotation, biological process: regulation of transcription by RNA polymerase II. The coding region runs from base 148 to 1707 and encodes 519 amino acids. Gene Ontology annotation, cellular component: nucleus. Gene Ontology annotation, molecular function: nuclear receptor activity; RNA polymerase II cis-regulatory region sequence-specific DNA binding; zinc ion binding. NCBI's taxonomy places the organism in Eukaryota, Metazoa, Chordata, Actinopteri, Siluriformes, Ictaluridae. The transcript is spliced from 11 exons. The record is from RefSeq and is a predicted model, not a curated record.